GGGUGACAACAAAACAGAAGGAUGAGGUUUAUUCGUUUUAUUCUCCUUUCCGGCCACUCAAUAAAAUACGCAGAAUAAAAUAAAAUCGCGGGCAGUGUAUGGAGCAAUUCGGAUUAAAGUGAGAAACAUACAGAGCAGAUCUGGUUAAACAAGCUGUCUCCCCCACUUCCGGAUGCUCAGUGGGACGGAUCUAGCGAAGCGGUUUGAGUUACAACGGCGGGAAGAAGCAGUUGAGGGAGUCGAGGUGAGCCGGUGCGUUCUUUUUCCACCGGCCAACAGAAGCUUUUGGCUUUAUCGAUUAGGGUGAAGAAAUAUAUUCAUCUUAAACAAUAUGGACAAGAAAGAAAUAAGGAAAACACUUAGUGUUCAUAAAAAGAUGCCAAAGAGAAAAACAAGGAGAGAUUCUGGAGAGAAAUUGGGAGAACCAGAUGUGUCAAGUAUUUUGAAAGUUCCUAGAACUGAGCCAGCAGAGGAUCCUGAUGAGUUAUUUGAUGAACCUUUACGCGAACCUUUACAUAGCACUGCUGUGUCUGCUUAUGAGGAGGAAGAUCAAUAUUCAGAUGGGUCAACCAGCAGUUCAUCUAAUUCUGAGCCAAAAAAGAAAAAUACAAUAGGAAGCAAAAAUCAGCAUAUCUUGAAAUCAAGAGCGGAGAGAGAAGAUUCUGAAGUGGAGCCUCUGAAAGAAAAUAUGAGAGCAACAGAGUCUACACCUAGUGCAGAGGACUAUAGACUACCAUCUGCACUGCCAUUAAGAAGCAGCUCUUCAGAAUGCAGAGUAUCAGGCAGAAUUACAGACCUUGUGAAGAACUUGAAUAGUGAUAAGAUGCCUAAGAAGAGUGCUAAACCACAAGUAAAGCAGAAAGAGGCUUCUUCACCAGAGAUGGAGAUAGAUUACCCAGAUUCAGAUGCUGAGCCACAUUUGAUAAAGGUUUGGGGUACCAAAGGUGUGAAAAAAGUUGCCAGACGUGUCACAGAAUUGGAUGUUAUUGUGGAUGAGUUUGAGAAAGUAACAGCAAAAUGCAAAGAAGAAGUGGAGCUGAAAACAUGUAGGAAGGCUAUCGAUAAAUUUUAUAUUGGGUUCAGAGAUCAACUCACCAAUAAUGUUGCAAAUGCUGAGGAACUAAAAAAAACAAAAUUGAAAAAUGUACAGAUGGUGAGAGCAACAAAUAAGAAAAGGCAGCGUUUGAUAGAACUUAAAGAAGAACUAAUUAAAACUGAACCACAGCUGAAAAAAUUGGAGAGAGAAUAUGCUGAACUAAAAGGAAAAAUAUCAUCUCUCAGGAAUGCAGUUCAGUUGGUGACCAAUUUAAAGGAACUUCAGCAAAAAUAUGUUAAUAUCAGAAAGGAAAACCCACAAGAAAAAGUAGUAUAUGGUGUCUCCAGCCUUCCUGCACUUCUGAUGGAAUCACGAAGAAUUUUAAGAGCUGAAAGUCAUUUUCAAAAUAUCAACUCAAAAUUGCAACACAUUUUGGAUUCACAAACAGAGAACUAGACAUACUUCAUACAAACUUUACCGUAUUGUAUUUGAAAUAUACUGAAACCUAGUAGUAGUAUCUUAGUUAAAGCAGGAAAUCUGAAUAUUCUUUUUCAAAUAAGUGUACCUCAUUAAGUGGCGGUAUCAUUGGUAAUUUUAGUAUUAUUAUCCUAGCUUAGCAUAAAAAUAAAGCUGGAGGUAAACGAACUAGUGGGAUAGGACAGAUAACUGAAUCUGAAAAAUACAAACCUUGAUAGUUUUUUUAAAAAAAACCUGUUGGGCUCACUGCUGUGCUGUCAAGCCUAACACAAUGUAUUCCCUGAUCUUUCUUCUCUCGCUCACAUUGUAUGAAAGAAGCAAACGUCCCAGCAAGAAGGUAGAACCACUUUCUUCCUAACAUGUUUUAGUCUGUAUCACAGUCACUCUUUCUGCCAGGAGGACAAGUGGCACUAUAGACUGCAUAUAAAUGCCUCUUUUCUCCUUCAAGAGGUGUGGGAAGCGGCAGCAGCAGAGGCAAAAGUGUACCUCAUGGGGGCAGGAUACAUUACUUACUAUGUAUAAAAUAAGAGCAACACUUCUACAAAGGCCAUCUUUUUGUGGGGGGUAACUAAUACAGGUAAUGGUGCAUACCGUUUUUCUUAAAGCUUCUUUUAAGCCCUUAAUGGAUUCCUCCUAAAGCAAAAGCAAAUAAACAGACCUAUCUAUGAACUCUCUACUAAGUUAUCAUUUUACUGUAUCAUAUUGCUGUUAUGACAACUCCCAUCAAGACUACAGCUCCCACUGGCAAGGCCAGUGGUCCCAGAUGAUUGGAACUGGAGUCUAACAUCUGGAGGGCAGCAUGUUGGCUACCGCUUGGCUAGAGUAAUGUAUAAAUUACAUUAAGCUGCUAUACACUAGCAUUAAAACAGAAAUGUUAAUAAUGAUAGCGUAAAGAGAAAAACAGUCUGAAGUGAAAAAGGAAGCUUAUCCACUUUUCUGUCAAUCCUGCAUUCCCACUUAUGCAGAACAGUGAAUCCAAAGUAUGACUCCAGUUAUUACACAGAUUGCUUUUUAUACUAUGAUAACUUUAUUCAUUUGAAUCUUUCACCAUACUAAGCCACUUCCAGAAUUAAAAGGGAGCCUAUUUCAUUGGCAUUUUGGCGGUGGUUAAGCAAAGUCCUUUUUCUGCCCCAGAAGUCACCUUCUAAGGGGUGAGUAAUAAUAAUGUGUAUCUUGGUCUUUAGCAACCAUGGUAACCAUUUAGAAUUUGUUUUCUGUGAAUAGCUGAUACUAUUGUCAUCUUUCAAGAAACAAAGUUGGUAACUACUGCCAGCAGGACUACUUCAGCAAAUGCUUUUUAUACAGCAAUAUCCAACUUAUUAAGUAAAUGAGUUAUUCCUUGAUUUCAUCCCCUUUGUGUUUUGAAGCAUCUACUAGGAGUUCAUCAGGUAUUUCAUCUAUAAUCCAGGGCUGAAAAGUAUCAGCAGCUUCAGCUAGUUCCACAUCCUCAACAGCUUCCAGAAAACAGAUGUCGGUCUCAUCAUCCCAUUUGACACCUGAACUUUUCUUGAUGUUUGGCUCUCUAGUUUCUUGUGCUGCAGUUAAAGAUUUUCUGUCUGACAAGCCUGCAAGACCAUGGUAUACAUUUGCUUUUUCUUCAAUGUUCCCAUUUUCAUCCAUUAUAUAUACAUAUUCUUCAUCCUUUAAAGCAAACAAUGAUUUCAAAAUAAAUACACUUAUUUGGAGAUGUUAACUUUUAA
Rhineura floridana is the source of this 3213-nucleotide messenger RNA. It is a transcript of the gene CENPU, whose product is annotated as centromere protein U. The transcript is spliced from 14 exons. Gene Ontology annotation, cellular component: nucleus. The coding region runs from base 332 to 1492 and encodes 386 amino acids. Lineage: Eukaryota; Metazoa; Chordata; Lepidosauria; Squamata; Rhineuridae. The record is from RefSeq and is a predicted model, not a curated record.